CUUCAUUGUCAAAGACCCUUCUCUCUCUCUCUCUCUCUCUCUCUCUCUCUCAAAAAAGAAAGCGUACAGAAAGAGGGAAGAAAAAAAUUAAAGAAAAUAAAAUAAUUUUAUCCUCACGAACCCCCCAAGAUUUCAUACCAAAGACGAAGCAGUGAAUCCGUCCUUCCCGGUCUCGAUUCCUUGAUUCCUUUACCCGUCAAUCCGACCGCCGAUCCCCGUCUUCGUCCUUUCCGGCGUGGUUUCCAUCGGAUUCCCUGUGUCCCACCGGAAGCCGUGCCCUAGGGUUAGGUAGCUGUCUAGGGUUUUUGAUGGACUCGGAGGACGACAUGCACGACGCCAACGAUGUGGAGUCAUUGGACGAGGAUUUCUACAGCGGCGAGGCCGAUGAUUAUUACAACAGCGACAACGCCGACGGCGAUGAGUACGAGUUCAUCGACGAAGCCGACGACGACUCUGAUGUCAUCGCUGCUCAUCGGUAUCAGCAAAACUACUCUAUUCUGACAGAAGCUGAUAUACGACAGCAUCAGGAGGAUGAUAUAGCAAGAGUAUCUACUGUUCUUUCUAUAAAGAGAGAUGAUGCAGUUAUCCUACUACGCCAUUAUAAUUGGAGUGUAAGUAAGGUGCAUGAUGCAUGGUUUGAUGAAGACGGAGUCCGGAAAGUAGUUGGCUUACUGGAAAAGCCUGUGGUCCAAUACCCUAAUGCUAGAGAACUUACUUGCGGAAUCUGUUUUGAAUCCUCUCCUCGUGAUAAGAUUUAUUCAGCUGCUUGUGGCCAUCCUUUUUGCAGCACAUGCUGGGCAGGUUAUAUUGGCACAUCUAUUAAUGACGGUCCUGGAUGUUUGUCACUGCGAUGUCCUGAUCCAUCUUGUUGUGCUGCUGUUGGUCAAAGCAUGAUAGAUUUAUUAGCACCUGCUGAUGAGAAGAAGAAAUACUCUCUAUAUCUUCUUCGCUCCUAUAUUGAAGACAAUAGAAAGACCAAAUGGUGUCCAGCCCCUGGUUGCGAGUAUGCUGUACAGUAUGCUGCUGGAAGUGAAGGUUAUGAUGUUUCUUGCUUGUGCUCGUUCAACUUUUGCUGGAAUUGUACAGAAGAAGCUCACCGUCCUGUGGACUGUGGUACUGUGUCAAAGUGGAUAAUGAAAAACAGUGCUGAGUCUGAGAACAUGAACUGGAUUCUUGCCAAUUCAAAGCCUUGUCCUAAGUGCAAGCGGCCAAUAGAGAAGAACCAAGGGUGUAUGCAUAUGACAUGUACUCCCCCCUGUAAAUUUGAGUUCUGCUGGCUUUGUCUUGGUGCGUGGUCUGAUCAUGGAGAGAGAACUGGUGGUUUUUAUGCAUGUAAUCGUUAUGAGGCAGCUAAACAGGAGGGAGCGGUGGGAACUUCAAUACUUGGACAAAAUUAUGACGAGGCUGAAAGGAGGAGAGAGAUGGCAAAGAAUUCACUGGAGAGAUACACACAUUAUUAUGAGCGAUGGGCGAGCAAUCAAUCUUCAAGGCAGAAAGCUCUUGCUGACUUGCACCAGAUGCAAACUGUGCAUCUCGAGAAGCUUAGUGACACACAAUGCCAGCCCGAGUCCCAGCUCAAGUUCAUCAUAGAAGCAUGGCAACAGAUAGUCGAGUGUAGGCGAGUGCUCAAGUGGACUUAUGCAUAUGGGUAUUAUUUACCAGAACAUGAACUUGCUAGGAAACAAUUUUUCGAGUAUUUGCAAGGUGAGGCAGAGUCUGGCUUGGAGAGGCUGCAUCAGUGUGCAGAAAAGGAACUACAUCAGUUCCUCAGCGAUGAAGGUGCUGCAUCUAGCAGCUUUAAUGACUUCCGUACAAAGUUGGCUGGACUUACCAGUGUCACGAAGAACUAUUUUGAGAACCUAGUUAGGGCACUCGAGAAUGGCCUAUCAGAUGUGGACUCCCAUGGAGCUAGCAGCCGAGCAGCAAGCUCAAAGAAUGGAGGAGGCAGCACUAGCAGCAAAGGCCGGAGUGCGAAGGGCAAGGUAACUGCUCGAGCUGGUUCGACAAGCCGAACAGAUGAUUCUGGCCACUGGUCUUGCGACCGCUGCACCUUUGCUAACGUCAAGUCCUCCGCCAUCUGCCAAAUGUGUCAGACGCGUCGAUGAUUAAAUCCCCUCCGCAUCUCCCUGCUACUGGAAUUUCCUCUGAUCGAGAAUCUCUUCUCAGGGAGUAAGAUCAGACGAAUCACAGAUCCUUAGGCUAGGAUUUCUUGAUUUUCAAAGCAGUUGGAUGAGGGUCUUCAAGUUCACCUCUUGAAGGGUUAUUUAUUUGGGAGGACGUUAUGGGGAGGGAGUGAAGCGUCAGCUGCAGAAAGCAGGUUUCACAAUUCGAGUGUUACUUUUGCCUGUCUGGGUUUAUAACGGUUUCAGAUGUGUACAUAGCUGUCUAGAAUUUUUUUUUUUUUUUUUUAUCAUUGCAAGUAUAUUAUAUAUACACAUAAGAAAAAGGAUUUCAUGGAGAUUCCACUCCUGAUUGUUACUAUGAUCAGGGAAGGUGUUACAAAAAAGUUUAUAUUAGUAGUAGUUUCUCGGGGACGGGGGACGGACAGUAAAACGAUUUGUCAUGUAUGGGGCAAGUGUUGCUUUCGUGUCAAUUAUCUGUUGGGUCGGGUCUCAUGUCUCUUCGUGUUGCAACCAAUGCAUCUGCACAGCUUCUUCAGGAAUGUCUGAUGAAAUCUCUCCCCUUUCAUCUCGUCUUGUUUUCUCCCCGGAGACCAUACUAUUGCCACUGGAUAUCGUGUAUUCUCUGCAGUUUCUGCUUUUAUAUGCUGUUUUGGGUU
Messenger RNA from Punica granatum (pomegranate), 2779 nucleotides. The record is from RefSeq and is a predicted model, not a curated record. Lineage: Eukaryota; Viridiplantae; Streptophyta; Magnoliopsida; Myrtales; Lythraceae.